This is a messenger RNA of Saimiri boliviensis boliviensis (Bolivian squirrel monkey), 3974 nucleotides long. It is a transcript of the gene CCDC191, whose product is annotated as coiled-coil domain containing 191. The record is from RefSeq and is a predicted model, not a curated record. NCBI's taxonomy places the organism in Eukaryota, Metazoa, Chordata, Mammalia, Primates, Cebidae.
GGCCUGCGCAGAGCCUCUUGGGAGCCGUGGUUCGACGGCGUCCUACGCCUGCUUUCCUUGGGGCGGAGGAACAACAAUUAUCAGCGCGACCAGGAGGCAGCCUGGACAGAAGAGCGGUGGUUGCACCUUUGACCAAGGUUCGGGCUUGAGCUUGGAAAAUGCUACUGGCGCCCCAGGAAAGGCCCACCCCAAAGAAGAGGAUGAGGCUGAGUCGCUGGAAACUGUUCACAAGGAAGCCGAGUCCCAAGCCUGCUGUUGGUCCUGACAGUGUGGAGCACUGGAUAAAGAGAGUGGAGAAGGCCUCAGAAUUUGCAGUGUCAAAUGCAUUUUUUACUAGAAAUUCUGAUUUACUCAGAAGUCCCUGGGGCCAAAUCACAGAUUUAGAAACAUCUGAGCAAAUAGAGGAUCACGAUGAAAUCUAUGCAGAAGCUCAAGAGCUGGUCAAUGACUGGUUAGACACCAAACUUAAGCAAGAAUUAGCAAGUGAUGAAGAAGGCAAUGCUAAAAACACUGUGUCCAGUGUCACUCUUAUGCCGGAAGCCAAUGGCCAUUUGAAGUAUGACAAGUUUGAUGAUCUAUGUGGCUAUUUGGAGGAGGAAGAGGAAAGUACCACCGUUCAAAAAUUUAUAAACCAUCUGCUCCAUAAAAAUGUGGUAGAUUCUGCAAUGAUGGAAGAUCUUGGAAGGAAGGAAAACCAAGACAAGAAGCAGCAGAAGGAUCCUCGUCUUACCAUGGAGAUGAGACAUAAGCAGGUAAAAGAAAAUCGCUUAAGACGUGAGAAGGAACUAGAGUGCCAGAGAAUAGAAAAGGCCCUGAAAAAAUCGGCCUUCUUGGAGGCUCAGUGUCUGGUGCAAGAAGAGAAGAAAAGGAAGGCUCUGGAGGCCAAGAAAGAGGAAGAGGAGAUCCAAAAGGAGAUGGUGAAGCUUCGGAGGGAAAUAAUUGAGAGGAGACGCACUGUGAAAGAAGCAUGGAAAAUAGAGAAGAAAAGACAAGAAGAGAAUUCUCAAAAUAGUUCAGAAAAAGUCGUGUUUCAAAAUACUCACAUUCUUCUGGAUGAGGAAAAAAUGGCAAAAGAAAGAAAAAGGAAAUUGAAAGAAUUAUUAAUCCAGAUUUUCAAGGAAAAUCAACAGUGUCAAAAACGGUAUUUCUCUGCCUGGCACAAGCUGAUUCUUGAUGAUAGGAUUAAGCUAGGGAAAGCUGGGACCCUGUCUGACUGGAAGAUUAAUCUGAAGAUCCUGCGGGCCUGGAGAGACUACACAAGAUCCCAGAAGUUGGAGCGGGAGACUCAAGCCUUGGAAAAUGAUCUUAGGGAAGAAAACAGAAAACAACAACUGGCCACUGAGUAUAACCGGAAACGAGUUCUCCGACACUGCUUUACAGAAUGGCAGCAUUGGCAUGGUGCCGAGCUCCUAAAGAGAGAGCUCGCUCUCACAAAAGAGGAAACCAGGAAGAAGAUGGAUGCACUGCUGAAGGCAGCAUCACUGGGGAAACUCCGCGCCAGUGGGUCAUCAGGCAUCAGUUUACCCAAGGAGGCAACAGCCGUGGUGGGCCCACCAGUAAGAAAUGGACAGGUGACUGCUGUGCCCCCUUUGUGGGAAGAGUCUCCCUUGGAAAGCAGUGGUUGUAUGAUCAGUCCUCCCCUAGGAAGAACAACAACAGGCAACUUGCAGGGUCCCCUUCAGAAUGUCCCUCUGAGUGCACCUGGCAAUAAGCAGCACAAGACCCUGGGUGCUAAACCCUCUCGACAGCCUGGCAGCAACGAGAAGCCUGGAACCACCAGCCAGAAAGCAGAACGGGAUUGCUUAGGUCAUGUCCACAGCUGCCAUGUCUUCCAGCAACAGCUGAUUGAGAAGCAAAAGAAGAAACUUCAGGAACAGCGGAAAACAAUUCUCGAGCUGAAGAAAAAACAGCAGCUGGCAGAAGCUCGGUGGGCAGCAGAGCACACCUCAGCAGUCACAGAUGCACAGAGCCGCCUGCUGUCAAAGCCCAGAGGAGAAAAGGAACCAGCAACCUGCAAGAUGCUUGUGAAUUCACCUGUUGCUUCCCCUGGGGCUGAAGGCAGUAGAAGUGACUCCUGGAAUUCUCUUUCUGGACCCAAAGAGAAACCAAAGCAAUUGAUGACACCACAUCCCAUACUGAAAGCUAUGGAAGAGAGAGCGACUCAACGAGCUGAACGUAGGCGGAUCUUGGCAGAGAAGAAGAAAAAACAAGAAGAAGAAAAAUUGGCCCAGUUAAAGGCCCAAGAAGAGGAACGUCAGAAAAGGGAGGCAGAAGAAAAGGAGGCACAGCUUGAAAGAAAACGAGAAGAGAAGAGACUGAAGAAGAUGAAAGAACUAGAGAAGCAGAAGAGAAUUAAGAGGAACCAGCAGCUGGAAGCAAUAGCCAAAGAACAUUAUAAAGGGGUCUUGCUAAGGAAAAAAGGUCUAGAGCCUUGGAAGAGAUUGAGAAUGCAAAGCAAACAAAACCUCCAGGUGGCAGAAGAACAUUACUCUUUGUUCCUACAGAGGAAAUAUCUGCUGACCUGGUUCCAGUGUAGUCAGGAAAGUCUGGCUAGAAAGAUGGCCCAGGCUGAUCAAUUUUAUUCCCAAAUACUGCUUAGGAGAGUCAUCUGGAGCUGGCUAGAGUACCUGAUUGAUCUGCAGGAAGAAGUAAGAAAAUUUUAUGUACAUUUUCUUCAGAAGAAGAUUUUCAGGGCCUGGUUUAACAUGGUCAGGGAGGUGAUGAUCGAUUCUCAGGGCAAGCAUGAGAUUGCAGCAGAGCACAGUGACAGGAGAAUCCUCUGGAUCACAUUUCAGACAUGGAAGAAGUUUGUAAAAUUUAUGGAAGAAGAAAGAGUAAAAGAAGAAAGGCGACAGCAACUUCGUAGGAAGGUAGCUGAAAUCCUUCCAGACUUCCAGGCACCUGGACGUGACUUUGAGCUGUACCAGCAAUCAGAUACUUGGUCCUUGAAUAAGACAAGUCUUUGGUGAACCAAUGAACCACAUUAGUGUAAUACUCAGGACAGGAACCUCAACUGGUCUGUAAUGUGUGUCUUAAUCUCCACCCACCCACCCACAUACAUACACCUGGUUUAUUCUCUGAGCUACCUCUUAGAUCAAAGGAAUUAUUUUGAGAAUUUUUAUCCCCUUCUUUGACUUUUCCUGGACUGCUAGUCAUUCACUAUAGCAUUUAUCACAGUGGGAUCAUCCAAAGGAACAUUCUAGAGGUCCUCUGUUCAAAUAUAUCCUAUAUAUUUUUAGCAUAGUAAACUUUAAAAAGGACAAGUGUUUGCCUGCCUGAGUCUGUGAAGACAAAUGUGUCCAUAUAGCUCAAGAUGAGUUGCUGAUAAAUGUGACCUUAAUUAAAUAUGAAUAAAAAGUAGUGAAUACUUAGAAAAGGAAAGAUCAAGGUAGUCAAUCUUCUGGUACAUUAGCAUCAGCUACAGGCACCCUGCCAGACCUUGUCCAUUUUAACCACCCCCAAUGGCAGAUCAUGUAUCAAGAGGUUAUCUACACAGCUGCUGCAGAGGAUAGUAGCUUAUCCUGACUUCAGAGAAACUGAGGCACCAGAGAUACUUCUCUUCAGUGCACCUUGAUAAGCAUGAAGGAAAUUCCAAAAGAUAAUAAAUCUAUCAUAACAGUCCAGCAAUUCAUUAAAUCAUCUGUUCACAUUCCCAACUGCAACUGAAUAAUAUACUCAAUUUGUCUUCUAGUACUCAGCUCAGUUUGAUCUAGAUAUUGAGAUGCCUACCUUGAAUUCAAAGAAUGUUUUCAUCUUUAAGGUGCUUUGAAGACUGAUAAAAUGCUCUCUUCUAUGAAUUGUCUUAGAGAAUUACCUGCUGGGAAAAUAAUUUUUCAUUUUAAAAUACAUGUUUAACAAAUUCAAGUAGUCCAUAAAUGCAUAUGGUAAAAUGAGAAGAAGUCCUGAGGUGACUACUGUUAGUGGUGUACUGAAAAUCUGAGUCGGCAAAAUAAAACUGUGGUUUUUUUAAGUGA